Molecule: messenger RNA, 2034 nt
Organism: Xiphophorus hellerii (green swordtail)
Lineage: Eukaryota; Metazoa; Chordata; Actinopteri; Cyprinodontiformes; Poeciliidae
Gene: sack1fa
Product: family with sequence similarity 83 member Fa
Exons: 5
Coding region: 225-1802 (525 amino acids)
Biological process (GO): signal transduction
Molecular function (GO): protein kinase binding
Source: RefSeq, a predicted model, not a curated record
CAGCAGCACUUUGAGCUGCUUGUAGAAUGAUGCUUUAUAAAUGAAACUGAUCGAUAUUUAUUCAUCUAUUGACUUUAUUCUGAAGGUUUUCCAGCAGGAAGCCUUCAGGAACGCGGGGCGCCUCGUGUCGGUCCCCUAGCCCCGCCCCCUGCUCCUACCUGCGCUCCCUCCUCACCUGUCGGCCCAGGUAAGCGCAGCCGUUGCAGAGGCAGCGCGUCGCGGCCAUGGCGGAGUCCCAGCUGCUGUGUCUGGACAACCAGCACGUCAACGAGAAGGUCCCGGAGUCCCGGCCGGAGUUCUACUACAGCGAGGAGCAGCGGGCCGCGCUGGAGCAGCUGCUGCGCCACGGGGACGGAGCCUUCAAGAUGCGCCUGCAGGAGGACAACAUCCGGGACUUCCUGUGCGCCAGGGAGGUCCGGGCCAUCCGGGACAGCUUCCAGGAGUACGACCCGGACAGCGAGCCGGAGCCCGGCGAGCCGGACAAGCCCAAGGAGGCCACCAGCGCCGACUCCGGGGUCCACUCCACCUACUGGCCGCAGAUGUCCGACACCGAGGUGCCGGCGCUGGACAUCGGCUGGCCGGCCUGCAGCGGCGUGUACAAGGGGGUGACCCGGGUGUCCGCGUACACACACCCGCCCAAAGAGCCGGGGCCGCACAUCAAGGAGGUGGUGAGGAGGCUGAUCCAAGGCGCCCAGAAGGUGCUGGCCAUCGUCAUGGAUCUCCUAACGGACCUGCAGAUCCUCCAGGACCUGCUGGACGCGGCGGCGCGGCGCGGCGUGGCAGUGUACGCGGUGCUGGAGGCCCGCGGCGUUCCCCACUUCCUGGACAUGAGCUCCCGGCUGCAGAUCAGCGCCAUGCACCUGAGGAACCUGCGUGUGCGGAUGGUGAGAGGCGCGGGGCUGGCCCUGUCCUUCGGGAAGCUGCCCGGCUCGCUCUGCUCCAAAUACAUGCUGGUGGACGGAGAGAAGGUCAUGUUCGGCUCCUACAGCUUCACCUGGAGUUCGUCUCGUUUGGACCGGAGCGCCGUUACGGUGAUGACGGGUCAGAUCGUCGACUUCUUCGACAGCGACUUCAGGGAGAUGUACGCCGUGUCGGAACCGGUCGACCUCCACAAGGAGUUCAACAUCAGCAAGCCGCCGCUGCCCACUCCCGUCCUGAAGCCCCGGGUGGAGCACCUCCGCCCCGCGCCCGUCUCCACGUCCCGCUUCCAGGUGUCCGUCGGCGACUCCAGACAGGUGGACCUCAAAGUGCCGGCGCACAAAUACCACAACCCCAAAUACUCGCUGGUGUUCGGGAACAGGUUGGGCCUGACGGGCUCGCUGCAGGACCUGUCCACCCAGAAACACUCGCUGCUCGGUGGCACCAGCCAGAGGGACACGGAGGGACACGGGGACGCGGCGGACCGAGCGUCCUCACCGAGUCCGAGCGCCACCGCCGAGGAAGAGGAGGACGGGCGCGGCGGUGUGAGGAAGAGCGAGGCGGCCGCUGUGAAGAAGCCGCGCAGUUCCUUCAGGAACUUCCUGAAAAACAGAGCAGCCAAUCACAGCGCAGAGACUAUACAAGAGGGCGUGGUCACUUCUCCGAGCCCCGCCCCCGUGGCUACGGCACCAGAGGCCAAUGGCGUCGCAGGAAACGGACCGGAGGAUUCGUUUGAGGUUCAGGAGAAACCGCUGAAGUUCAAACCCAAGAAGUCGCAGAAGAACAUCCAGAGGAGCGUUUCUCUGCAGAGCAUCGACACGGCGGAGCGAGACGGACUGAAAAGCCGCCGGCGGCAUCAGAGAAGGAACUGCAUCCAGUCCUGAGAGGAGGAGCGACGAGGAACCGCCUCACUGCAACGUUACCGAUUCACUGAAACAUUCACUGAAACAUUCACUGAAACGUUUUACUGAAACGUUUUACUGAAACAUUCACUGAAACAUUCACUGAAACGUUUUACUGAAACGUUUUAUUGAAACAUUUACUGAAACGUUUUAGUGAAACGUUUUACUGAAACGUUUUACUGAAACAUUCACUGAAACGUUUUACUGAAACGUU